GGAGAUGACUACCAGCACUGCUCUUGUGCUCCUCAUUCUCUCUCUAACAAUACAGGAAUCUGUAGCAACCACAACAGCACUCUGCAAGAACUUCCUGAGAAAGUGCAGCUGGGCAGAGAAUGCAGAGGAGCGCCUGGUAAACUACCUUUUAGGUCCAGAGCACUACAAUAAACUAAUCAGACCUGCUGUCAAUAAGAGCCAGCAGGUCACCGUCUCCAUACAGGUGUCUUUGUCUCAGCUCAUCAGUGUGAAUGAGAGAGAACAGAUAAUGACGACCAACCUGUGGCUGUUUCAGGAAUGGAACGACUACAGGUUGAGAUGGGAUCCUGAGAAAUACGAAGGCAUCAAAAAAUUGCGAAUACCCUCCAAACUUAUCUGGCUUCCUGAUAUAGUGCUCUAUAACAAUGCUGAUGGCGUGUACGAGGUUUCCUUCUAUUGCAAUGCUGUGGUCUCAAACACUGGGGACAUCUUCUGGCUCCCUCCAGCAAUCUACAAGUCAGCCUGUGCCAUCGAGGUGCAGAACUUCCCCUUCGACCAGCAGAACUGCACUCUCAAGUUCCGCUCUUGGACCUACGACCACACAGAAGUAGAUCUUAUCCUCACCAGUGAUUUCGCCAGCCGUGACGACUUUACCCCAAGUGGAGAGUGGGACAUCGUCUCGCUUCCAGCACGCAAAAAUGAGGACCCCAACGACAUAACCUAUCUGGACAUCACCUAUGAUUUUGUGAUCAAGAGGAAGCCUCUUUUCUAUACCAUCAAUCUGAUUAUCCCCUGUGUGCUGAUCACAUCACUAGCUAUCCUGGUGUUCUACCUGCCGUCAGACUGUGGGGAGAAAAUGACGCUUUGCAUCUCAGUGCUGCUGGCACUCACUGUGUUCCUGCUGCUCAUAUCAAAGAUAGUGCCACCUACCUCUCUAGCAGUGCCACUCAUAGGUAAAUACUUAAUGUUCACCAUGGUGCUGGUCACAUUCUCGAUUGUAAGCACCGUCUGCGUCCUCAACGUGCACCAUCGCUCACCGUCCACUCACUACAUGCCUGACUGGGUCAAGCGGCUCUUCUUAGUCCGUCUACCUACCUUCCUUCUCAUGAGGCGCCCAGGCUCUUCCAAUGUUCGUGAUAAACUGCGCCGGAAGUACGCCAGCCGGAGUAUUGUCUGUAAAAAUAACACCCAAGGCAGCACAAACAAAAAGCAGUACUCAAACAUCAGACUCGGUGGGAUCAGAACCGACGCCGACGCUUUCUACGUGAAUGAGGAUUUGGCACACAGGUGUUGCUGGACGGCUGGUGACAUCCCGGAUGGUGGCGGAGGCUUUUCAGACUUCCAGAGGCCUUUGGCCAAUCAGUUAGAUGCAGAUCUGGAGGAGGCAGUGGAUGGAGUGAGAUACAUAGCUGAACACAUGAAGACAGAAGACGACGAUGAAGGGAUAAUAGAAGACUGGAAGUACGUAGCAAUGGUGAUAGACCGUCUGUUCCUGUGGAUCUUCAUCUUGGUGUGUGUGGUGGGAACUCUGGGACUCUUCAUGCAGCCACUGUUCCAGAGCUAUAACACGCCCACUGCUGAUGAGACAGAAUAUGGAGAUUUCUAGGUUUCCUGUGACUGCAACUUUGAGAAGCAUUACAAUGUCUGGCUGUGAUCUGCUCCUAAUGAUUGAAUCUGACACAUAACCAACCGGUGAUGAACUUCAAAUGAACAUGGAAUCAAACCAGUUGCUUAACGUUUGGCUGCGUGUUUCCCCACCUUCAUCGAAGAAACUUUACACCUCAAAGUCGAGCAGUUUCUGUCAAGAUGAUGAAGACAGUGCCUGCGGACAGUUGUUCCAGAAAAUUGUACAAUGUAAAAAACACAAAGGUGAUGAAAAUUAUAGAUGAUUUGCAGUCCCUGUUUCAGUUUUGACUGACUGCACUGCUGAUGAAAGAGUUUAAGGUUUUAACUGUGACUGUUUUUCUCCCAUGUUGCUGCUCCAAUGAGGCCUGCUCUCCUCUCCGGCAUCGCUGAUAUGAAAAUUGUAUGAACAUUUAUAACAGUGGUACAAAAGCGGAACGUCAUUUCUUUUUUCUCUACAUCAACCUUUACUGUAAUAGGAAGAGGAUUUUGUUCUCCCCACCUUUUGUCUUUAACGCACCAUUUCUCUUUCUGUCUCUUUCGUGUUCCACUUCAGAGCACUGUGUUUCAUUUCCACAAUCCACCUCCCAAGUAACGUUGUAACUCUAAUGCAGUGUCUUAUUUUGAAAAAUGUGUGUUCUGCUCUUGGUUUCUCUCAUUGUGUUUUUUUUCUCACAUGCUUGUGUAUUCUCUCCUUGUCUGUCUUUCUAUUCCACAAUCACAAGGCGUGUCAGAGGAAAAGGAAUAGUUUGAGAAAUAUUGAUAGAAGUCUUGAAAAUAUGGAUGAAAUUUCAAAUAGAUGUGACAGAUGGAGCGAGUGCUGUACACGUCACACAUUUUAUUUCAUAUGAAAAGACAACAUUAAUUCCAGUUGUGUGUCUGUUUCCCUGUCCAACGGCACAUUUUCACCCUUCACUUUUUAACUGCCUUAAACUUUUGUUGGACACCAGAAGAUUAAAAACCUGUAGCUGCACCAUG
Messenger RNA from Oreochromis aureus, 2580 nucleotides. RefSeq names its product neuronal acetylcholine receptor subunit beta-2-like. Gene Ontology annotation, molecular function: acetylcholine-gated monoatomic cation-selective channel activity; transmembrane signaling receptor activity. Gene Ontology annotation, biological process: signal transduction; nervous system process; monoatomic ion transmembrane transport. The record is from RefSeq and is a predicted model, not a curated record. The transcript has 9 exons. Bases 5 to 1585 code for a protein of 526 amino acids. Gene Ontology annotation, cellular component: postsynaptic membrane; synapse; neuron projection. NCBI's taxonomy places the organism in Eukaryota, Metazoa, Chordata, Actinopteri, Cichliformes, Cichlidae.